Molecule: messenger RNA, 1606 nt
Organism: Musa acuminata AAA Group (dessert banana)
Lineage: Eukaryota; Viridiplantae; Streptophyta; Magnoliopsida; Zingiberales; Musaceae
Product: peptidyl-prolyl cis-trans isomerase CYP40-like
Exons: 10
Coding region: 139-1302 (387 amino acids)
Biological process (GO): protein peptidyl-prolyl isomerization; protein folding
Molecular function (GO): protein binding; peptidyl-prolyl cis-trans isomerase activity
Source: RefSeq, a predicted model, not a curated record
AAUUGAAUAAAGAAGCGAUCUCAUGCUCGCAUAGUGGUAAGUCGAGUAGAGGGGCGGGGAGGAGUGGAGUGGAGUGGAGAGGAGAGGAGGGGAGAGAAAGAGGAUUAGGGUUUGUUGGUCGAGCGGGUGAGGAGCGAGAUGGAGGGAGACGGGGGCGACGAGGCGGCGGAGGGGAAGAGGAACCCGCGGUGCUACAUGGACGUCAGCAUCGGAGGGGAGGUGGAAGGGCGGAUCGUGGUGGAGCUCUUCGCCGACGUGGUGCCGAGGACGGCGGAGAACUUUAGGGCGCUCUGCACCAGGGAGAAGGGCGUUGGGCCCCACACCGGCGUCCCCCUCCACUUCAAGGGCUCAUGUUUUCAUCGUGUUAUAAAAGGUUUCAUGAUACAAGGGGGAGAUAUAUCUGCAGGUGAUGGGACAGGAGGAGAAUCCAUUUAUGGAUUAAAAUUCGAGGAUGAGAACUUUAUACUGAAACAUGAAAGAAAAGGAAUGCUGUCAAUGGCAAAUUCUGGCCCUAACACUAAUGGCUCUCAGUUUUUUAUCACUACUACUCGAACAUCUCAUCUAGAUGGAAAACAUGUUGUGUUUGGGAAGGUGCUUAAGGGCAUGGGAGUAGUUCGUUCGAUUGAGCACACUCCUGUUGGUGAUGCUGAUUGUACUACUGUUGAUGUUGUAAUUUCGGACUGUGGAGAACUUCCUGAGGGGGCUGAUGAUGGUGUAUCAAACUUCUUCAAAGAUGGUGACUUGUAUCCUGAUUGGCCAAAUGAUCUUGAUGACAAACCAAGUGAGGUUUCUUGGUGGAUGAAUGCUGUGGCCUCUGCCAAGACAUUUGGGAAUGAUUUCUUCAAGAAACAAGAUUAUAAGAUGGCUCUUAGAAAAUACAGGAAGGCUUUGCGCUACUUGGACAUAUGCUGGGAAAAAGAAGAGAUUGAUGAAGAGAAGAGCUCGUUGUUGCGGAAGACCAAGUCAAUUAUAUUGACAAACAGUUCUGCUUGCAAGUUGAAGUUAGGAGAUUUGAAAGGUGCUCUAUUAGAUGCUGACUUUGCAUUGCGUGAAAGAGAGGGAAAUGCAAAGGCGUAUUUUCGACAAGGUCAGGCACACAUGGCACUCAAUGAUGUGGAUGCUGCAGUUGAAAGCUUCAAGAAAGCAUUAGAGUUAGAGCCGAAUGAUGGAGGCAUAAAGAAAGAACUUGCAGCUGCAAAGAAGAAGAUAGCUGAUAGACGAGACCAGGAGCGCAAGGCUUAUUCCAGAAUGUUCCAGACCUCUGUCAAAUCAGUUGCGACAAAUGAGGAUAAAAAUUGCUGAAGAGACUUCAGCUCCGAAUUUUUGUGCAUGAAUUUUCUGGGUACAAGGGUCAUAUACAUAGAGAUUUGAUUAGCAUAAAAAAUCAUCAGCCUGUAGGUAUGCACAGUCGGGGCUGAGAAGACAAAGUUUCCGGAUCCCGCGAGAAAUCAUUUUCCUUUUCUUUGAGGUUAGAAUUUCAAGUGGACAUUUUCAUGAUGGAUAACGAGGGAUUUUUCCCUAAACAUUUCAAAAUAAAUUUAGGUUCUGCCGAUCAAACAUCGUUGUCUCUUUUUUAACAUCUCCAGACAUUUGAACACGUCUUCAA